UCAAUGAUCGGGGAACAUUAUUCUCUCUCCGUGUCCCUGUCGCUUAUCUGAAGUUGGAGUCGGUCUGCUGUGCGUCUCCUGCCGCGACUGGUCUUCCCCUCGACUAGUGCGUUUUUCCAUCCGCACUUCCCACUUCCUUUCCGUGUCACAUUCGAUUACUUUGGCUGGCUUGUUUGUUGUCGGGGGUAACACUCUCGCCGAGGACGAUGGCUGAAUGCUUGCAGCUCUCUCUAGCCCUCUGUAGGAUUGGCUUCUAUACGUGUUUCAGAGCGCUGUGCUGUAAAGGACCCCCCCCUCCGAGGCCGGAGUAUGACGUGGUGUGCAUCGGCCUGACGGGGGCCGGGAAGACCAGCCUCCUCUCCCGCCUGUGCAGCGAGCUCACCGACUGCAUCGUUCCCACCACAGGUUUUAGCAUCAAAGCUGUCCCAUUCCAGAAUGCCAUCUUGAAUGUGAAGGAACUUGGAGGAGCCGACAACAUCAAGAAGUACUGGAGUCGCUAUUACCAGGGGUCCCAGGGGGUGGUUUUUGUCCUGGACAGUGCAUCUUCGGAGGAGGACCUAGAAGUGGCCCGUGCAGAACUCCAUUCAGCCCUGCAGCACCCACAGCUCUGCACCCUCCCCUUCCUAAUACUGGCCAACCACCAGGACAAACCGGCCGCUCGCUCAGUCCAGGAGAUAAAGAAGUACUUUGAGCUGGAGCCCCUGGCUCGGGGGAAACGCUGGGUUCUUGCAGGCAGCACCGUGGACAACAUGGAGGCUGUGAAGGAGAGUUUUAUCCAGCUCAUCGGCCUUCUAGAAGAGAAGGAGACAGAUCCAGCCCGGAUAUGAGGACGAUAAAGAACCCCUUUAUGAACUAAUUAAAGAUAAAUAAAUAUAUGCCAGCUCUCUUUGUGGAGGGCAUUUUUAUCUUAAUGCCAUCUUCAUGGAACAAGAAAAGUGAGUGACAAAAGUCACAACACAUCUUCUCAACGGACGAGCAAAGAUGGUUUCAUCAAGAACCAAACGAAGGCCAUUCCUAAAGAAAGUGUUACAUAAUGUCUGCUUACUUCUUAACUCACAAAACAUGCAGUUUGUGUUCCCUUGUGCCAUCAUAGUGAAACAACGUGGUUGAACUGAAAUGUAAGAUAUUCACAGGCUCCUGUUGAUAAAACUGUAAGUAUGCAGUUUGUAAGUCUAUUGCACAGUGCUACUGAGAACAUCACCUUGUAUAUCCAAACACAUAAUAUUGAUGCAUACUGAAGUGUGGGUUGACCAGACAGCAUGGUUGUCAAGUGUAUCAGUAAGUUUGUGUUGAAUGGGGGAAUGUUUUAGUGUUGCUUAAGUACGUAGUCUUAAGCCUUAUGUGAUUUACACACACAGAGAAAAAAAAAUUAUAUUUAGUAUUUAAAAAUGCACCUUUGUCCUGCUCUGAGUGACUAUACAAAGAAGGAACACACGCACCAAAAAUCAUCAAGCUUUACAUGCGUGGAGGUGAGGGUCAGAAGCCAUAUUGUAUAAAUGCAUCCAUGCUGACCAUUUAGUGAAGAGAGGUCAUUAAAUCACGUUGCAACAGGGCAUGAAUUAUGAAGCCGUUCACUACUAAAAGUGAAUUAUUGAAACCAGCCCAACACAAAAAAAGGAUAAAAACUAUGAUAAUUAUUUCCUGACCAAUAACACCAUCCCCAUGUUUACUGGGUAUUGAAUGGAAUGAGCUGGACCCAUCUGCUGAUUGGUCAGCUGUGGAUUGUUUGAUGAUGAAAAGAGGUUGGAAAGCUCUUUUUGCUGCUAAGUUUACUGUGAAUGGAACAAUCUGAAAAUCCCCCAGAAUGCCUUAAAUUAACUUGAGGCUGAACAUCAGGAAAACAAAGGAAUUUUCUAAUUUAAACAUAUAACUACAAGCUUUACAAUCCCAUUAUGAGGUAUUUGGGCAGCUGGGAAUGUGACCUUUUGUUUGAUUGAGAUGCUGUUUUGUUGUUGUUGUGGUUGUUGGUGUUGGUUUUAAAUUUGAAAUGCCCUCCCUCACACACCACAGUCUGAGUCAGAGGGGUCCCCUCCCUAUCUGACACCUCCAAACAGCACCCCCCUCAACCAC
This is a messenger RNA of Conger conger (European conger), 2070 nucleotides long. RefSeq names its product ADP-ribosylation factor-like protein 15. The record is from RefSeq and is a predicted model, not a curated record. NCBI's taxonomy places the organism in Eukaryota, Metazoa, Chordata, Actinopteri, Anguilliformes, Congridae. The coding region runs from base 207 to 827 and encodes 206 amino acids. The transcript is spliced from 5 exons. Gene Ontology annotation, molecular function: GTP binding; GTPase activity.